AUGCAAAGCUUCAAGAUGAUCCGAAGUAUUGCUCUUUGCAGUGUCACAGCCCUUCUUCUUCACCUUCCAAGCAGUCAUGGGUUUACUGUUCUUCCAUCCGUAGGGAGAACGCCAACUCAAGUUUCCAUGCCAGGAGUUGCAACGACCACCACCAGUUUAAAAAUGUCUGAUUUUGGAAGUGAUUUCGCAUCGGCCAUGCCCGAAAAGCCAACGUUGACAGUGGACGAGCGAAUUGCGCAAGCCGCAGAUGAAACAAUUGCCACUCUUUCCAGUGCGCUCGGUGAAGGAGUGGAGGAACCACCCGAAUUAGGAAAAUUGCGAGAUGCAAGAAAGAAUGGAGCUCCCACCAAUGAGUUAGCACUGCUGGUAUACGAAUUGAUGAUUGAGAGGGGCAUGCUUUACGACGAAGAACCAGAAACAGGAACAUUGACUCCCACCAAUUUCAACAUCAAGGAGGGCCUCGACAUUCCAGAGGUAAAGGCUGAAUUUGGUCAUUUGUACAAGUACGGUAUGGCCAUGAUGAAAACAGGAUUGUUGACAGCUGAUCAAGUCAAGGAGACUGUGCUCGAGAGGCUGAUCAAGCGAACAGGACUGGAACCAGAAGAAUUCGACAAGUGGCUGGGAUACUAA
Messenger RNA from Cylindrotheca closterium, 630 nucleotides. Lineage: Eukaryota; Bacillariophyta; Bacillariophyceae; Bacillariales; Bacillariaceae. The record is from the annotation of a GenBank genome assembly.